AGCUCCAUAAGGUCUCCAUGGUACAGAAUCUGGUGAAAUAUUAGAGUUGUAUCCUGUUUCAGGUGUCCAGUCAAUAAUUGGAAAUGGGAGAAGAAAUGUCUGAAAACAAUUGUCAAGAAAAUUUUGAUAAAGAACAUGAAAUAGAUAUAAAUUGGGAGAAAAAAUACAUAAUCAUGGAAAAAUCGAGAGAUGAAAUGGAAUCAAUGUGGGAGAUACCACAAAUCUUUCAUUUUCUACAAUUAACCAAGAAAGCCUUGAAUAUUUCUCAUCUAUCAAUGUAUGAGGUAGAAAGAAUGCUUUUAAUGCCAAAAGCUUCUAAACAAUUAGCCAAUAUUAUGACCUGUCUUUUGAGCUCAUCUAGUUUGAAAUCAAAACUCCAUAAAUUACCACCAAUGCCCUAUGAAUUUUGGACGAGCGUUUUAAUGCACAAAGUUCGAAGUUGGUUUAAAAUUUAUCAAAAUAAGCACAAAAAUAUUAUAAAGGUCUUUGAAACAAUUGGUGUGGAGUCUCAAUUUUGGAAUCUUUUUCCGGAUAUUGCUUGCCUAGAAGGAAAGGAUUUUGAAACGCUUACAUUUAAACAAAAAGUUUGGCUUCUAAAAACUCUGUGUGACACAAUUUUACAUAGUAGAAAAACAAUUCAAGAAGAAGUGCUAAAACAUUCGUGGGAAAAUAGAAUCGAAACAAUUUUGGGUAUUGACAGACACGGUGCAAGAUAUAUUUAUUUUCCACAUUUUCUAGAAAAUGAUCUUAGGGUAUAUCGACAUUGUUUAGAUAAUGGAAUACUUUCUACUGUAAAGCCACCAAUUAUUAAAGAAGAGCCAAAUUGGGAUGUUAAAGAUGUGGAUACAGUAAAAUUUUCCACAUUAAAAACUGGUCGUAGUAAAAGAAGAAAAUCACGUUGGAGAAAUGGCUCUUUACCUUAUAAAGGAAAAAGAAAAAAAGACAGAGAGAAAAAACGAAAAAUUGAAAAAUUAAGUAACUUAUCGAAUAAUUCAGUUAUUAUCAAGAAUUUAUUAAAAAAUGAAAGUGAUCUAAACAGUCCCGAGAAGAAUAAUCAAUUAACAAUUGCUUCAUUGGAAAAAAUUCCAAAUGCCUUUAAAGGAUUUCAAAAUAACAGUGAAGAGGAAUUAAAUAAUAUGACUGUAAUUUAUAACAUUCUAGAUGAAUUAAUAUCGAAAAUUGAAGAAAAUACGAUAGAUUCAAAAGAAAAUAAUACUCUUGAUGCAAGUAUAGAUAAUGAGGAUAUAAAAAAUUAUUUAGAAAGUAAUUUAACAGAAAAUACUUUCGAUGAAACGAAUAACAGAAUUAAUGAAGAGACAUCUAAAUUUGAUAAAGAAGAAAAAAUAGAGAAAAUUCCAGAUAAAGAUUUGAAGAAAAAAGAGGAUGAUGAUGAAGAAAACGAGCAUAAUAAUAGUAGUAGUAGUAGUAGCAAUAAAUUAGCAUUAAAGGAAAAGAAACAAAAAGACUCGAAGGACGAUGAAGAACCAACUAAUGACGAAAGUGAUAAUGAAAUUUCUUUAAUUGAAAUGAGAGACACUUUAUUGAAUGAGGCAUCUUUUGAUGAAUUCUCCCACGUCAUACAAAACACAAUCAAGGAAUAUAAUUUACAAAAUAUCAAAUUCACUGAAAAUGAAUCAUGGAAUGUUGCCGCGAACAAUUUCAAUGAAUUUAUUACCGAUUUAAGCGCAUCAAAUUUUAAGCUUAUCGCCGACAGUGUAGAAACUUUGCGCAAUCUCAUCAAAAAUUUCUCAAGUAAAGAUAAUUUAAUGGAAAUUAACAAAGAUGAUGGAUUUAUACCGGUGUGUGAAAUAAAUUUAUUAAGCAAAUUGACGGAAUUACUUAAGUCUGUAGAAAAUUUUGAAACAGCAUUAAAAGAUUGCACAAUGAAAGCAAAAUCAAAAUUAAAAAACGAAUGGACUAAUCUUAAAAAUGGAAUUGUAGACGAUAAAGAGUCAUCCAGUGAAGAUGGCCAAUCGUCCAAUUGGUGGGUGAUUGGAUCUCAAAAUUGUAUGUUAUCUCCUUGUGGUUCGUUAACUGAGCAUUCUGAUUGUGAAUUUGGCAAACGAUCUGACAAUCAGAAAUGUAAAUUCAACGAUGAUGAGGAAGAUAAAGAGAAAGAACAUGAGGACACCGAUGAUGAUGAUAAUGAAUCCGAAGAAACAAAAAGACAGUCAAAAAGAGUUUUACGAGCUCGUGGCAUUCCCUCGUACACGGAGCAAUUUCUUUCCGACAACAGUGAAACAGAAGAAUUGGAAAGAUGGACCGAAUUUGAAGCAACUUACACAUCACCGAAUGCACAAAUAAAUUCAUCGACACUUCUUCCUCAUUCACAACUCGAUAAACCUGAUAAACGAACCGAUCCGGAGGAUUCAGAUCAGGAAUGGAUUUUACCAAGUUCAAGAAAAAAAAGAAGGAAACAACAAUCCGCAAGUCGAAGAUUGAAAUCAUUUCAAAAUAAAUUGCAAAAUAUUAAAUCGAGUUCAAUUUCACCGACACGUAACGAAACAAUUGAUGAAAAAACAAAUAUUCCAUUAUUGAAUGAAACAAAUGAUAAGGGGGAAAAAAUUAAAGAAUCUUCCGAAUCAUCAGAAGCAUCAUCGAAUGUUACAAAAACACCAGUGAAAGAAAGUCUGAUAAAAGUUGUGCCUUCAGCAAAAAUGACUUGUAAAAUUGAGUGUGCAGACAGUGUUCAUUCUGAAUUAGACAUUAAAGACGAAGGUCCAAUUAUUGACAAUCCUCCAAAUUACAAUACUAAUGUCCAACAACCACAAGGCUAUGUGAUUGUAAAAACUGAACCACCAUCAACGGCAAAUUAUUACGUAAUGCCAAAUCCUCCAAUGCCCGUUCAACAACCUUAUGUGCAACAAACCCCUUUUGUUCCAAACGCACCUCCACAAAUGCCCGUUCAUCCAACACAUCCUAAUUAUUAUGUUCAAAAUCCACCGAAUUAUGUUGUUCACAAUCAUCCAUAUCGACAUCCAAUGGGUAUUCAACAGCCUCAUCAACCUCAACAACUGCAACAGCAUCUUCAACAUCAUCCUCAUCAAAUGAUUGUUCAACAACCACCGCAAAUUAUCGGCGGACAUCAAGUCAUUACACAUCCAAAUUACGUUCAAUACAGUUACGUCAAUAAUCAACAGCAGCAGCAGCAACAGCAACAACAACAACAACAACAACAAAAUAUAAUCACUUCAAAUCUUCCUCGUGCACGAUUACCAAAUUUAAACAGUCAACGUCCAAUGAUGAGUCGCGGACAAAUGAUGAAUCAUUCAGUUCGUAUGGGUCUACAAAAUCGUAUGAAUAUACCAAGGCAAAAUUUUGCCCAUCCAAAUGGAGCUGUAAUUCGUAGUAUGCCACUUGCCAAUAAUGGAAUCAGAAAUCCCGGUCCAAGAUUAAGACAUCCAGGACCACGAGGACAAAAUCCACGUGGUGGUGGUGCCGCCGCCGGUGCACAACGUUUACAACGAUUACAAAAACCAAUAAAUACAAAUACGACGAAAAAUAGUAAAACAACAUCAUUAAUUGUUCUCAGUGAUAGUGAUGAUGAUAUUGAAAUGAUUAUCACUGAAAAGAAACGUGAUUCAACGCCAAGUGUUAGUUCGCCAAGAAAAACGACAAAUUUACAACAAAGCCCACGACGAAAGCCAAUUGUCACAUCCGAAGUUACUGUUGCAAAAUCAAAAAGUACAUUACCACCACAAAUAAUGCAACGUAUGAGUCAAGGUGGUAUUUCAAUAACUCCAGUUAAAUCAAAUCCACCACCGGCAAAUAAUAAUCCCAAUACACAAUUAGUUGUUGUUGUCAAUGAAACUGGAAGUCAUUAUGCACUUGCAUUGCCAAAUGGAAGUAAAUUAAUUCUCACACCUGAACAAGUCGCCCAAAUUAGAGCUUCGAAUGGUGGAAAAUUGAUAUUGUAAAAUAAUGUAAAAUUCGAUGGAACAGGUGUGCAAUUUUUAUAUUUAUUUUUUCAUAAUAGUGUCGCGAUUAAUUCAGUUGGUGAUAUUUAUAUUACUAAAAAAUAGUUACGAUAGUUACAGAGUAUUAUAUAAUGUAAACAAAAAUUGAUUAUAUAUAAUCAAUACGGAUAAAUAUGCUUAAGAUUUUUUUUUGUAUAUACAAACACAUAAUCGAGAAACCGGGUUUUUGAAAUUGAACCCAAAAAUAAUAUUUUAAUUUUUCUUCUACAAUCAGAAAAUAUUCGGCAAAGCUGAAUUUUAAAAAAUCGAUUUUUUUUUCUUAAUCUGUUUAUUUUUUUUUUUCGUUCGAUUAUUUAUGUUUAUGAAAAAAAACUGCGUUUUGCUUUUUUAAUUAUUUCGAUUUUUGCGAAAAAUGUUAGAUUUUUGUUUUAUGGCAAUUUGAUAAUUGUGAAACUCAUUCUCGUUACUUCUUUAUUCAUUUUAUGUCCAAAAAAAUAUAUAUAUUUUUUUUAUUCCUCUGGAAAACUGAUAAAUUAUUUUAACUCUUGUUUUUACAAUUAAAUUUAAAAAAAUUUAUCGACAAUUUGUUUGUUUUUAUUAUUAAAGAAAUCGUUUUCCAAAAUCACAGGUACAAAGUACAAAUGUUUAAAAUCUUAAUUUUAAUAAACAAAAUUCGAAUUUUUUUUUCAAUUUUACUUUAUUUUUUAAUAUUUUACAUAUUUUGUUUCAUUAUUUUUUUCUUUUUUUUUUUAUAAAAAAAAAGCGUUUUCAUUUAUUAAUUAGUUUUAAAACUAUCGAUCUAUGGGAUGCAAAGAUGAUAAAAAACAUCCUUUAUUAUUAAAACUGGGAACUUUGAUCAUUGUAAAAUUGUUUUUUUUUUCUUUUACUAUAUGGUCGUAGCCUAAAGUGAUGUGUAUUUUAAAUUAUAUAAAAAUUGUUUUUUUUUCUUUUUUUUUUUUU
Leptopilina boulardi is the source of this 4877-nucleotide messenger RNA. RefSeq names its product protein DDB_G0276689-like. Bases 84 to 3917 code for a protein of 1277 amino acids. The transcript is spliced from 11 exons. NCBI's taxonomy places the organism in Eukaryota, Metazoa, Arthropoda, Insecta, Hymenoptera, Figitidae. The record is from RefSeq and is a predicted model, not a curated record.